Messenger RNA from Symbiodinium necroappetens, 378 nucleotides. NCBI's taxonomy places the organism in Eukaryota, Dinophyceae, Suessiales, Symbiodiniaceae. The record is from the annotation of a GenBank genome assembly.
AUGAUCCGCUACCCGCAACAUAGACCGGAAGGUCUCGUGGUGGACGCAACCGGAAAAGUCGAGCUUUCCAACUUGAUGUCCGUAUGGGCGAGUGCCGAAGGCUUAACGGAAACCCACAUCUUGGACACUGUCGAGGCGCACAAGUGGCAAGACACAGAGACAAUGACGCCACGCUACUCGUUGCUUGGAGAAGACGGCUCCUUCCAGAUUCGCGUCCAUAAGCCUCGGAGGGAGUUGCAGCAGCGAAAAAGUAUGCCGUCGAAACCCAGGAGCAGUUUCAGAGUGCUCGUGAUUAUGUAUUCGGGAUGCGCCGUACUACUGUUCAUCAGUAGCAUGUUAGUUGUUUUUGUCACUGCUACUGCUACGAGUAGGCAGUAG